AUUUAUUCACUUCUAGAAGAGAUUUAUGUUAAAAUCUGGUCUGUUUUUAAACAGAUUAGUCAAUUUAAACAAUUUGUGUCACGUGAACAAAUUCAAGAUGGCGGGAACUAAACGAACAUCUUCUGGUGCAGUCAAAUCAGCUGAUGCCAAGGAAUCCGCGAGCAAGAAACCGGAAAGCAAGAUGAACAAAACGGAAACGGAUUGGAAAAAUAUCGAUUUCCAGAGUGAUGCCAAAGCUAAGAAUGGCUCAGCAUGGAAUCUGAAGAUCUCAAGUUGGAAUGUUGACGGAUUAAGGGCGUGUGCUAAAAAAGGCGGAGCCGAGUUUAUAAAGUACGAGUCCCCUGAUAUACUGUGUCUGCAAGAAACUAAGGUUGACGAGUCGAAGCUGCCAGCUGAGUUCAAACUAAAGGAGUAUCCGCACAGUUACUGGUUGGCCGCAAAGAAGGACGGGUAUUCAGGAGUAGCUCUUCUAUCAAAGGAAAAACCGUUGAAUGUUGAGUUCGGCCUUGCUGAUGAGGAUCAUGAUUCCGAGGGUCGACUCAUAACAGCAGAGUUUGAAAAUUUCUUCCUGGUUACAGCUUAUGUUCCUAAUUCAGGUCGGAAGCUGGUUACCCUUGAUAAACGACUAGACUGGAACACCAAGUUCUUGAACCACCUGGAGAACCUGGACUCUAAGAAACCGGUUAUUCUAUGCGGAGAUCUAAAUGUCGCUCAUCUUGAAAUAGAUCUUAAGAACCCCAAGACGAACACAAAGAACGCCGGGUUCACGAAGGAGGAGAGGGAGGGGUUCACAACUCUCCUCGAUAAAGGAUUUGUUGACACUUUCAGGCAUUUCUACCCAGACGAGACUGAAGCCUACACAUUUUGGACAUAUAUGAUGGGGUGUAGAGCCAAGAAUGUUGGGUGGAGAUUGGACUACAUGGUUGUAUCCAACAGGAUACUGGAGAAUAUAGCAGACUGUAUACACAGGUAUCAAGUUCUCGGUUCAGAUCAUUGUCCAAUCACUCUCCUGCUCAACCGACCUAACUAACACUCGUUUAUUUUGUUCAACCAAACUAAUACUUGUUUAUUCUGUUCAACCAAACUAAUACUUGUUUAUUCGGUUCAAUCAACCUACCCCACCAAUUAUUUUUUCUGUUUAAUAUCACUAUUCAAGGUUCAACCGACCUAACAUCAUACAUUGACCUAUUAGCAGAAGAAUUGUGGUAGCAGAAGAUAUCAUCUGUUCCAACAAAAAAUAUAUUUUUUUAAUCAAUUUUGAGCACUAAUACCGUCUAUGUUUUAUGUUUGUAUGAAGUUAAUGUUUUUUACUUAAUUAAUUAUUCUUCAUCUAUUGAUUUCUACGGAAUGAUAUUUUACCUUUUAUAAUUUUUUUUUGUCGUGGAUAAAUCAUCAAUCCAUGGUUUGUGCAGAUAAUUACAUCAACCUUUAUCUGUAUCUAAAGAAUCUGAGUUGGUAACUUCUAAAUGGUGGAUAUCGGGAUAAAUACUUGAUCCACACUUUUUCUUAAUCUCCAGAAUAGAUAAUGCUCCUCUUGA
Molecule: messenger RNA, 1538 nt
Organism: Eurytemora carolleeae
Lineage: Eukaryota; Metazoa; Arthropoda; Copepoda; Calanoida; Temoridae
Product: exodeoxyribonuclease
Exons: 11
Coding region: 26-1030 (334 amino acids)
Biological process (GO): base-excision repair
Cellular component (GO): nucleus
Molecular function (GO): DNA binding; double-stranded DNA 3'-5' DNA exonuclease activity; endonuclease activity
Source: RefSeq, a predicted model, not a curated record